This is a messenger RNA of Trematomus bernacchii (emerald rockcod), 1569 nucleotides long. It is a transcript of the gene s100v2, whose product is annotated as S100 calcium binding protein V2. The transcript is spliced from 3 exons. The record is from RefSeq and is a predicted model, not a curated record. The coding region runs from base 142 to 453 and encodes 103 amino acids. NCBI's taxonomy places the organism in Eukaryota, Metazoa, Chordata, Actinopteri, Perciformes, Nototheniidae.
GGCUUUCUCUCAUGCAGAGGGAGGAUCCAGGAAGGUUGCCAGUUAGUGACUGUCAGUAACCACAAACACACACACUCACACUCACAGACAGACAGGCAGACAGACAGAGGGGAGAAUCUCGCAGUGAAACUACCAGUCGACAUGUCUCAGUAUUCAGACCUGGAGAAGGCCAUCGACACGCUGGUCUCAAAGUUCCAUUCUGCUUCGGCUGACAAUGGUCCAACCCUGAAAACUGAUGAAUUUAAAAAUCUGUUGUCCUCCCAGAUGCCUAACAUGGUCCAAGGGAUCGGCUCAGACCAGGGAUUUGGUGAAAUCCUGAAGAAAAUGAAUGUAGGUGACGGCGAGGGCAUCUCUUUCAAGCAUUUCUGGGGGUUAAUCCAGUCAGUAGCCACCAGCCAGCACAGCCUCCUCUCCCCCGGGACGGGCUCCUCCUGCAGCUGCAUCGUCCUGUGAGGGGCUCCGUCAGCCCCCAGCUCCACCCUGGAGCUCUCCUACAGAGUUACAGUGUGCUCAUCACUCUUCUAAUCAGGUGCCAGACGAAUAAAAGAGAAUAAAGUCUAGUCUUCCCACAUCAUGCUGUUCCCCACAUAUCUGACAUAAUCAUUAACGUGUUCGAAUGCUAAGGUCUCUUAUUCCAGAGGGAAUUCUGCCCAGCAUCAUUUGCACCAGUUCAAAUUCAAAGUCACUCUAGUUUUGAUUUUUCAUUUUUUUUUGUAAUUUCUACAUGUUUCUGUAUUUUAAACAAAAAUGUUCAUCAUAUAAAAAAAAUAUUCUUCUCUUCAUGCUUUUGUUUACUAGAUAGUAGCCAUUGGUGACUAUGUAGUUUUAUUUCACUGCACAGGUUAGGUUGAACUGGACAAUUUCAUUUUUGGGCCAUGGUUUCAAUGAAAGUAACUGGUGCAGAAGGAGCUGGGCAUAUCCCCAUGUAUAAAGUGAUUCAUGUGGCUAUAUGGUUUACUAUACACAAUGAAAAGAUGAACAGGCCUCCGUUAGGCACAUUUUCUUAUAGCUUGACAUUUGAAAAUGGUCUCCAUCCAUUUGAUACAGCAUCAUUUGUAAUCUUACAAAAAGGAACAAGAACAGGCUCUUAUGGUCAUCUCACUAGCAAACUUCAUAAAUGCAGCCAUAUCGUUUUCAUACAGUGUCGUCAACUUUACGCGUCAAAUCUGCUGACCCGAGGUCCAUCUGAAGGCAGAUCUUUAGAAGCAUUGAAGAACAUGUUUUACUUUCAGAAGCUUUGAAACAUUUAAGAGUUUUCUUGUUUUGUGCCAACUUACUCAAAUUCAAUGUAUGCAGUGAAUUCAAGAGUUAACCUUGUCUUUGAAUAUAAACAUCUCAAAAACACCAAAGUGUAUUCUGGAUUAUUUCUAAAUGUUUGAUUUUGCCGCCCUCUGGUGAACACGUCAAAGUGUGUGCUUUUUAGUCCUUUUAUACAUUUUGUACCAGUAAUGCUUUACCCUUUUGCAUUUUCUAUGUAUUUAUAUUUGGUUAUUCUCUGUAUUCUAAACCUGUGUGACAGCAUAAGAAAAAUGAUGUAAUAAACAUACAAAUAAAUCACCCAUACUGCCA